This is a messenger RNA of Lactuca saligna, 1126 nucleotides long. Lineage: Eukaryota; Viridiplantae; Streptophyta; Magnoliopsida; Asterales; Asteraceae. The record is from the annotation of a GenBank genome assembly.
AUGGUUGGAUCGCGAAACAGGAACGACGGGGAACCCGAUAACGCCACCGCCACCGCCACUACCACCUCCACCGGCACCGGCAACGGCACUGGUAACGUGGUUAACAUUUCUUCUGAUGUUGAUUCAUCUCUUUCAACAUCGUCUAGUAGAUGUAACGAUUUCAAUUCUUCCUUAAGUGCCUCUAUCUCUCCAAUGCCUAAGAUUCCUCGAAUAAGAACCAAGAACUUAGGUACACCCACUUCUACUGAUAAUUCAGCAUUGCCAUCUCCUUCAGCAUCUCCAUCUCCAUUUCCAUCUCCAUCUCCAUCACCUUCACCAUCGCCAUCGCCAUCGCCAUCGUCUAGUGGCAGAAGGUUCGAUUCAUACUUAAGUGCCUCAAUCUAUUCAAUACCUAAGAGUUCUCCCAAGAAUCCGGUAGUACCAAAUAGUCCAAGAGCUCCGGUGCCAAACAGUCCAAGAACUCCGGUGCCAAACAGUCCAAGAACUCCGGUGCCAAACAGUCCAAGAACUCCGGUACCAAAUAGUCCAAGAGCUCCGGUACCAAACAGUCCAAGAAGUCAUUUCGUUGAUGAUCAAGAAUCCUGGGAAAAAGCAAUAGAUGAGUUAAAGUCUUUUGGGCCGAUCUUCUGCAAGAGAGUCAAUUAUGAUGGAAAAGAACUCAGCUACAGUAACUGCUACCAAGUUGCAGAUGCCCUUUUUGAAAGCCACAGAUCUUGUAUAACAGAGGCAGAGAAUGCUGCAAGGGCUCGAAAUUACACUGAUGCUGCUAAAUUUAGAAAACAGGCAGACGAUGCUUUCAUAGCAGCUACAAAAGAAGUGUUGAUAGCUUCAACAAGAAUGUUUCUAUAUAGGUAGUUGAUUAUGUGACUAAAUGGCUCAAACUAAAGUGUAGAUUGGAGGAUGAUGGUGGGGUGGUGUGUUACAGGUUUGAUGGAAGAAAAAUCGAAAUCAAAUUAAGUGAUUUGGAUCGUUUGAUGAAUGUACAGGCUUAGAUAUUAACAUGUGAAAUUCUAAAUAGUUACACGUAGUACUUUGGAAAUAGAAAAAGAUAAAAAGAAAAGGCCCGCUUGUUUGAAUUUGAAUGACUCAUUCCGUUUCUUCAAGUCAACCAAACAUGAAAUGGAAU